This is a messenger RNA of Cottoperca gobio, 1466 nucleotides long. It is a transcript of the gene mei4, whose product is annotated as meiosis-specific, MEI4 homolog (S. cerevisiae). Bases 1 to 1239 code for a protein of 412 amino acids. The transcript has 5 exons. Gene Ontology annotation, biological process: DNA recombination; homologous chromosome pairing at meiosis; oogenesis. NCBI's taxonomy places the organism in Eukaryota, Metazoa, Chordata, Actinopteri, Perciformes, Bovichtidae. Gene Ontology annotation, cellular component: lateral element. The record is from RefSeq and is a predicted model, not a curated record.
AUGUGUAAUGUCCCUGAAGGAUCGAGUCAAGCGGAUUGGCUUUUCACAAAAGCCAAAGUCUCCCUGGCGGUGGCUAUAAUAAAGAACAAGCCGCUGGGUAUGAGUGGCAGAGAGUAUGCUGAGGCUUUGGCCUGCAGGUUGAAAACACAGGAUGAAAGCUGGAAGGAAAAGGCCCAGGGGCUGCAGCUGGAGGUGCUGAGGCUGCGGCAGGAAUUACUGAUCAGGAGAGUGACGUCAAACAUGCAGAGCAGCACGGAGGCUGCAGGUUAUGACAACACAAUGGACCCUUCGCAGGAUCUGUUCGGUCCAGUAAGUGCAGCGUGCAGCGCAGACUUUGCACCAGGCUGCGACUCUGAGACUCCUGAUUUCUUGCAACAGGACCCCCAACCUGAACUCCUUCCACAGGACCCUCAACCUGAACUCCUUCCACAGGACCCUCAACCUGAACUCCUUCCACAGGACCCCCAACCUGCCCUCACUCUACCUCAGCCGCCAUUUCCCUCCAGCCAUUGUGGAUUUCCUCGUGGGGAAUCCAUGCUUCCCCAUGUGCAGUUCCUCCAGUCGCUGUGCGCCCUGCACCGAGUAGAAGGGACCAGCAGAGGCCUGGAGUCGCUGUGGUUCAGCCCUGAUGGGGGUGCAGGCUCAGUGUUGGCAGACUCUGUGUGCCAGCUGCUGGACUCGGUGGUGGCGCUGUGCGGGAAUCCCCCUCCGCUGGGACCCGGGGUGUUGGUCCUGCAGGCCUGCAGGGUCGCGGCGCAAGCGAUGGACCUGUUCUGCUCUCAGAGGCUGCCGUCGGUAGAGUUCAUGAGACGUGUGGAGGGGUCACUGAGGGAGCUGACCGAGCUGCUGCUGCUGCACAGUAAUCAGCCCAACAGGCUCCAGGCUGCAGAGAAGCUGAUGGAGUACCUGAUGACGCUGGGGAGCAGCAACAUGUCCAGGUCCUUUCUCAUCCGUCACAUCCUCUCUCGAAUCAGCGCCCUGGCUGAUCAGCUGUGGCGGGCCUUCCAGGAGCAGGACGACUUCCCCUUGGACCAGCAUCAGAACUCGUGCUACCUGUUCUGGAUCCUGGAGGAGCUCCUGCAGAACUCAAAGGUACCGUGCAGGGUGGAGGUGGGGGCGGAGAAGACGGGCUUCCUCAGGCACUUGGAGCGUCGCGCCUUCCUGCUGUCGGAUGAGUUCCCCUUGUUUGGCCUCUGCAUGUGGAGGAUCGGAGGCUUCCUCGCUGCCUCCGACAGAUGACAUCUGAUGCUGAGCCUUUAAACCGGACUGCGAUCAAUCCAUUAAUAAUUAUCCACCUCAUGUCAGGCUGAGAGAACUGACACUGAACACGAGAGUCUGGAUGGACGAAAGGUCGAAGCUUCUCGUCGUGAAUAACAAACGUAUUCAGCGAGGAUUUUAGUUUUUAUGUUAGUGUGAUUAAUGUCCAGCAGCGUAGCGUUAGUUCUGUAAGUGCUAUUACUGCACAG